CGGGUGCGGCGCAGCGGCGGGCACGGGUCUGGCGGCAGCCGGUGUCAAGGGUUGUUUUUCCAGUAAUUUGGACCUUUUUGAAGCACCUGCUUGCCGAAUGCCAUGAAUAUUGCAGUGAACCAUGAGGAAGAAAAAGCUGUCCAUUCCUGGUCAAGAAUUUCCUCUGCAGGGCAGAAAGUUCUGGAGGAAGCCCUCCGAGUCUUCAACCCGAUGUCCAAGGAUCUUUCGGACACAGAGACCCAGCUGGUGGCCUUCAUCCAAGGCCUGAAGGAGGAGGGCUACCAGCCCACGAUUCUGAGGAGUAAGGAUGUGUACGGGUACAGCUCGUGCACGGCAGUCACGCCGAGUCAGACGGGAGCAAACACUCAGCGCAACUGUGCCAGCACCACUGAGCCCACCCAGAGUCCAGCCAGGAACUCAGGGGCAAAAGUGGCCCCUUUGCCCACCAGCAUGCCAGUGAGCUCUUUGAAAGUCUCCAAAGGGGAUUCCAGAAAUCUCCUCUUGAGCUCCUUGAAGCAGACAGGAUCUGGCACAUCCAAGGCGGCGACGGUGGGCUUCCCUACAAGCAUGUAUCCUGACGUGUAUCCAGCUAUGAGACUGUCAGUGGUUCUGGAAGCCCUGGUGCCACUGAAAACUGCCACAUCCUGUUUGGAGUCCAAGUACACGCAGGGGCGUCUUGGCAUCUCUCCCUCAGACCUUAAACUCCUCAAGACUUCAAGUGCACCAAGGCAGUUUUCUUCAGGCAAGAGCACUAAAAUAACCGAAGGCAAGGGGUACAAGCGUUUGGUUAAGAAAGCUCCCGAUUCUGGCACCCGUGCUUUAAAGCUUCUGAAGGGACCAAAGGGUGGAGUGCUGCAGGAGAGCAACGCCUGCAAAGCCUCCGGAGUUCUCAACGGGAGAGUCGCAGGCAGCUCGUCCCAGGACUGCGCCACAGCGCCACAGCCCAAGACCUUGAAAAUCAAAGAUAAGGAAGUUCUGCUGGGAAAAACAGAGUGGAAGGACAGCAGCACUUACCAGGAGGGCACUAGGCAGAAGAAGAGAAGAGCUACAGAGGCAAAAGAAGCACCACAGAGGAAAAAAGCAAAUACCAUUCCUGUCCGAAAGAAAACUCGAAAGGCUCAGAGCUCUUUGAACCUGCUGAAAUUCCGGACCAUCAAGGUGGGCAACUCUUCCUCUGAUGAUGAAGUGAGGAGGAGAGCACAGAAGAUUCUUAGGGUCAACUUGUCCCCUGUGAUCCAAAUUCAGCCCUUGUCCCAUUCUCAUAGUGUCCCCUGAAUUUCUUCACUUUGACACUUUUUUUUGUAAGUAAGUAAAUACGAGCCUGGCACCAGAGCACAGAGAGGCCUAGGAGUGACUCUGUGUCUCUGGUGCCAAUAUGCCCACUAACCUGCAGACAGAGCAGCCCACUCUCAUGCUGUUCCUGCCUGUCUGCCACUGCUGUGCAGAACUGGCUGCAGAAAUCCAAACCCCUGUUUGGGAGUGUGGGACAGUGACUGUGGCCAGCAUUGAGCUGAGCAGGCCGGAGAGCUCACUUCUCACCACACUCCCCUGAACGUGGCAGGCUGUGCUCUUGUGCAGGGGAGAACACAGGACUUUCUCAUAACAUUGAUGCACUGUGAUAUUGCUCUUUUUCAAGCUGUACAUUUACUGGUUUUAUUUUGAUCAAAUUUUAUAACUUUAUUAUCUAUAUAUCUAUAUAUCCAUAUAUGUGCAUAUGGCCCAGGAACUGUGGGAAGAUGCACUUCCUCCAUCCCUUUGGGAUUGGGUUUGAUAGCUUUUGUUCCUCCUUCCCUUCAGCUAGCCUUUUGUUGAAAGGUGCCAGAAUUCCUUUGUGGUUCAUUGUUGUGACAGUCUGUCCUGGGCUCCCUUGAGCAGCUCAGAGGCAGCAGCAGUGUAGCCAGUUGUUUGUCUCCAGAAUGCCAAACAAUCUGGAGAAUUACCAGCUGGUAGUUUUAAUUCUGUUUUCAGUAUAACCUCUGCAUAACAGUGGGGGAGUGUCACAGGGCUGCAAGUCUGUCUGACAUCUUUGGGCACCUCCUCCCUUUGUGGGUAGCAGAAGUUUUGAACACAUGGUAGGGAUUUGCCUCCAAAGAGGAUUCCUCCUCAGCACCCAGCAUUACUCUGCUCUCCUGUACCCCAGGUGCAGCUGUGCAUCACCAACUGUGACUGUUAGAGCCAAAGGGCUGGAAUUGUUAGCAUGAACUGUGUAGUGUCCUGCCCCCCAUGUAACUGCUCUGCUGUUGCUGGGUGUUCCAGGAGCAGAUCCCAGGUGCUGGUAGAGAACUGUUGGCUUUGGCUGGAGUUAAACCACAACAGAGACACACGCUGUGUUUGAAUGCUUUAGCUACAUCCUGCCAGUCCCAGACUCAGUGGGAUACUUGAGCCUGAGUUAAAGCAGAAAAGUGAAAAAUUUGGGAGCACAUACACCAGCGCUUAAACACAGAGAGUCACUUUCUGUGGUUUGUGGGGAUGAAGCAGUAGGAGGGGAGAUGGGCAUCAUGUGGGGGGUGGCAGCCUUGCUGUGCCAUCAGGGAUGUUGUGAGAAGGUGUGUGGCAGUGUGAGAGCUCUGUGUGGAAGGAGGAGUGCAGGCUCUGCCAUCCCUAGGAGGCACUGCAGAACUGCUGCACACGGCUGCUGUCACCUCCCUGCACUGGGGCACGCUGCUGGAUCAGAACACGGCUCUGUGCUCUCUGCACUCCACAGGGAUGGAUCUACUAAUCCCAGGAGGAACACCUCACUGGAGCAGUUAGUGCUGCUGCUGUCACCUGGAAGGGACAGCCUGCUGUCCUGGGGAAAGGAAGAGGCUGGGUAUGGGCCUGGCUCUGUAUGUCGCUGUCUGCUCAGAUGUCUGCAGCAGUAGUGUAAUCCACUCAUUCUCUCACCAGCUCAAAAUACCAGUUGUCUGACCUAAUAAUCUCUGUGGACACUGGCUGAAGGGAUGAGCUCCCCAGGGAAGUCCCAGGUCCUUGUAUUUGAGCCACACCCCCGAACACCUGGUUGGAUUUCAGUGGUUUAUAAAACGGGUCAGUGUCUGAUCGCCAGCACAGAAAGGAAGACUGGUGUGAAGAGAAGAGAGGAGGUUCAUGACAGGGUGAGAAGGCAGGGAAGUUGAGAGUUCUGAGGUGCAUCUGGGUUCUCCUCUCACCCACACAGAGCAGGGUGGAGGUUCACUUUCACUAACCAACCUGGUCUAGUGUAAAGUGUCCCUGCCCAUGGCAGGUUGGUUGGAGCAAGAUGGUCUUUAAGAUCCCUUCCAACCCAAGCCCUUCUGUGAUUUUAUGAUUCAGGGAAUGAUUGCAAGCCCUGAACCCCAGACUUGGGUUCUGAGUUGCUGUCAGAGAUCAUAACUUGCAGUGUUUGAGACUGACCUGUGAAUGCCGCUGCUUGGCUGCCAAGGAGGAGGAAAUAUUUUCUUCUGCUUCUGUGUUUUAAAAUGCCCUGGCAGAGAGUUCCCUGUCCUGACCUGGUGCUGGAUGAACAGGGGCUCUCCAUCACUGUCAACUGGCCAAAAAUUGCUUUGUUCCUUUUGUUCCCACUCCUUCAGACCUUUCUCAUUCCCACGCUCUCAAAUGCCAGGUCUUGAAGUCCUGCACUGGUGUUUCUCUUUUGGGCUGUUUCCCGAGGAGGGCUCUGAACUCCUGCCUGUGGUAUUGCUGUCAGGCUUCUCAGCAGCUUCCCCCGUUCCCAGACCCUUAUAAGGGCACUGAGAGCUGUCUUUGGAGUCUCCUUAUGCAGCACAGGCGUCCCAGCUGAGCCCUUGGCCUCCGCUGGGAAAAACAACGUGCAUCAACAAGGCUGAAUCCAGGUCGGAGCCUCUUUUCCUCCAGCCUGAGUGGGAAGCUGAGCACCUGAGGCCAACUUACCAGGGCACAUCCCUCCUCGUCACUGCGUGUCUUCUCUCAGCUGCACUGCUGCCUGCCUCUUCACUCUUUUCUAUCACCUCUUGUCUUUCACAGCUUGGGUCUCUGCCAGUCAAGGACUUGACUUGUAUUGUUGCUUAACACAUCCAGCACAGCAUCCAGCCUUUGUGCUGCCGUGCCUUUCCCAGCACUGAGCUGAGUUCUGUGCGUGCUUGGUGGUGACAGUUUGCCCUGUGUCCUUCCAGGCACCAGCAAAAGGUGUUCUGCUCCACAGGGAGAGACAAGCUUUGGAAACACCUCUGUGUCACUGAGGCUGCUGCCAGGGAGGUGAGCACUCCACAGCUGUGUGCUCAGGGACUUGCUCAUCACCAGUCCCCUCUGUCAGCUCCCCUGUGCAUCUCUAACAGACCACAGGGCCCUGAGCAACAGGGCAGUGCUGAACCUCCAUUCCCUGCCCUCCUCUUGUCUCUUCCUCCUCUUGCAGGUGCUUUGGGAACUUGACUGAAAGGGUUGCAUGUUGUUAUAGAGGGGCUUUACAGCCUCUGUGCCAAUGCCAGCAAAUGCUGCCCUGGUACCAGCCAGCACUGGCAGAGGGGGUGCCUCAGUCUGGCACAGGUUGGCUCCCCCAUCCUUCAGCUCGUGCCCAGGUGUGGGUGCUCCUGGUGCCCUGGGCAUGUAACACUGAUGUGCACGAGGCUGCAGAGGGGCUCUGUGUGCAUGUUGCUCUCUGCUGUUCAGGGUAGAUGAAGGGUUUGAUCAAACCAGAGCUACCUAAGACCUGAUCUAGCCAGAGGUCUCCUCCACAGGUCCCUUCUAUCCUGUGUUAUUCUGUGGCAGCUGAGUAACACUUGCAGGGAUCUGUGCAACAGUAACUGGCAGGCACAGAGAAAUGCAUUGCCCAGAGCGCUGUGGUCUCUGCUGAGCAUGUGGUAUGCACCUUGUCCAGACCUGUUUCUGUAUUAGUCACUUUGAAUUCAUCCAAGUGCCUAACCUGGCCUGUGUUGUUCUGGGCACUGUGACAGCAGAGAGCUUUGGAGACUCUCUUAGGAAUGCUUUUAACGCAUGGAUUUGUGCCACUGUCACUUCUAGAAAUGAUUCGGCUAGUGGUCAAAGGGCUCUUCUUCCAACUGAUUUUUUUGGAAAUAAUUUCUCCUUUUGUUCAGCUGCCAAGGAGCAGUUUAUGCUUCCUCUCCAGCAGACAAGGUCCUUGAGCUUCCUGCAUGCUUCAGAUGUCCGUCAGCAAGGUCCGUGGGGAGAGCAGCCUGUCCGGCAGGCAGCUGAAGGGGAAGCUGACAUCAGAUACCAGUUGAAAUCACAAUGUUAAUUGGUAGAAAUGUUCUGAAGCUCAUGUCCACUGUGAUUAGAUUUCACCGUCUGCCACUGCUUAUGGUUGUAGAAGUUUCUCCUCAGCCUCUUCCCUGCAAGCCAUGUUGCUGCUGCUGCUUCUAAACUAUUUGCAUCCCCAUGAGCCAGCUGCUGUAGCAAACCUUGUACAGAAUUUCUUAAGCACUUUUUUGCAAAAAAAGAAGGGAUUAUUUUAUUACUCCUGCUUGGCAGCCCAUGAGUGGUAUUUCAGUGUGUGGAGGAGGUGUGCUCCCUGGAGUGCUCACCUCACUGGGCAGCUCUCAGACCAGGUCAUACUACCAGGGCUGGGGUUAGUGGGCUGAGAUCCCUCCAGUGCCUGGUGCUUCCUUGCAUGGAGUUCAGCCAGUUGCCAGCUAGGAACAUGCCAGGGGAAUCAGCAGCAGCACAGCACAGAUGGGUGAUGCUGCACAUGUGGCUCCAAGGUUCUGCUCCACAGCUGCCCAUGGUUUGUGGCCUGUCCUCCAGGCCCCCUGGUACACCAGGAGCAUUUCUCCACUCCAGCUCCAGGUGUGGCAAGAGGGGCUGGGAGGCUCUGGGUUUUGGAAUUGAGCACAGAGUUUGUGCCCUUUAAAUUGUGACUUGUGCUGUGUUCAUGGCCAGAACUUGCCAGCAUGUGGGGGGUUCAGCCAGCCCAGCAGUUCUUCCCCUUUGGAUCCAAGUUCCCUGCC
Melospiza georgiana is the source of this 5894-nucleotide messenger RNA. RefSeq names its product coiled-coil domain containing 71 (gene CCDC71). Bases 103 to 1275 code for a protein of 390 amino acids. The record is from RefSeq and is a predicted model, not a curated record. Lineage: Eukaryota; Metazoa; Chordata; Aves; Passeriformes; Passerellidae. The transcript is spliced from 2 exons.